Molecule: messenger RNA, 2580 nt
Organism: Chlamydomonas reinhardtii
Lineage: Eukaryota; Viridiplantae; Chlorophyta; Chlorophyceae; Chlamydomonadales; Chlamydomonadaceae
Exons: 16
Coding region: 109-1752 (547 amino acids)
Source: RefSeq, a predicted model, not a curated record
GCCCAGCCGCAACAAUUCGUGAGGCUGAACCAUAUACUUCAUCUCAUGAAAAUAACAUAGCUAAGGCAAGGGACUUGAUUGGACACAGGCUGGGCCUUGCCAGCGGAAAUGGACGCCAUCAAAGCAGCUGUUACACAGACGUUGGAAAAGCAGGGUAUAAUAUCACAGCUCAAGGCCCAGCUAAGGUCUCAAGUAUUCCUCGCUAUAGAUGAAUAUGAAGGCGGCUCAUCGGGUACAGGCCUGACAAGCAAGACAAGCGUACCUGCGCGCACAGCACUCCUAGCGGAUGCCGAUGGCGCUGUCGUUGUCCAGCUCGUUCUGGACCUGCUUGAUACAUGUAACUUCACCUUCACCAAGCAGGUGUUCCAACCAGAACUGGGGCCAAACGCGCCCACCAGCACACGGCAGGCAGCAGCAUCAAAGCUGGGCAUCACACCCAGCGGAGUGGAUGAGCCCCUGCUGUUGGCGCUGGUGAAGGCGUACAAGUCCGGGGGCGGAGCUGCCGUGUCGCCAGACGGCGGCGGGCGCAGCAGCAGCACAACCACUGCCACCACCGCACCGGUUGCACCCGCGCCAGCACCCGCCGCCUCCACCCUGCCCGCGCCCACCCGCUCAGCGCUGCCCGCCGCACCGCUUUCGCGCCUGGAGCCGCUCGCACCGCUUGCCAAAGCCCCGCUCGCGCCGCUCGCUCCCCUCUCCACCGCCAGCAAGCCAGCCGCAGCCGAGCCCACCUCCAAGCCGGCCGUGGCCGUAGCGGAGCCGAGCGCGGAGGAGUCCAACGCCUACAGCGACGAGGGGUUCGAGGAGGAGCCGGUGGAGGAGGAGGUGGAGGAAGAGGCGCUGGAGGAGGAGCCCGCCAGCAUGGCGCAGGACGACGACGAUGACGACGACGAUGACUACGCCGCGGCGCUGGGCUUCAAGGCGGCUGGGCCCAAGGGCGCGGCGGACAGCGGGCGCGACCGGGCCGGUGCUGGUGGCAAGGGACGUGCGGCGCUGGACUCAGACCUCAUGGCGGGAGACAGGAGCUUUGGCGUCAGCAAUGAGCUGGCAGGCCUGGAUGCAGGCAACAGCGGCGGGCUGAGCUUCAGCGCCGACUAUGGCGCCGGCGGCGGCCUGGCGGGUGGCGGCAGCGGCCGUGACGACGCGGGCCGCGCCUCGCUGUCCACCAGCAACGCCGGCGGCAUGCUGUCGCCCAUCAGCGAGGGCACGCCCAAGAGCGCCAAGCUGGAGCCGCUCAAGCCGCUGGGCGGUCCCAAGCUGGGUGCGCUGGGUCCCCUGGCGCCGCUGCCCAGCAUCGGCACCCUGUCCUCCAGCCUCUCAUCCAGCAAGGACGACCCGCUGGCUAAAGGCCCCAAGGCGCUUGCCCCGCUGGGCGGGCCCGUGGUGCGCAAGUCCAUGGCGGACAUCGAGAAGGAGAAGGAGGAGCUGCGCAGGCUGGGGCUACUCUCCGGUGACUCCCUGGGCAACAGCAUGGAUGCGGCAGAGUCCCGGCCGCGCCCCACCGCGGGCGGCCCCUCCGCCAACAUCUACGAUGCCGAGGUGUCCGUCAGCGCCAGCAUGGACGAGGCAGGCGCAUGGGCUCCGGGUGGCGGCGGUGCCGGCAGCGGCGGCGGUUACGGCGACCGCUCCCUGCCCUUCGGCUCCAAGGGUCUGAGCAUGGACCUGCGCGAUACGGGUCUCUCUGCGUCGGACCGCUCCGGUGACAUCGAUCAACUGGGCGCGGACCUGGCGGAGACGGCCGAGUGGCACUGAGCGAAGUGGGGCGGAAGCUAGAGGCUGCACCGUACGAAGUAGGAGGGAGGCCGCGUGGGACAGCGUGCGGGAGAGCUGUUCAGGGCAGCCUCAGUGGGUGGAAGUGUGCGAUCUGUGUUGGACGGGGUCGGCCGCUGAGCAAGAACCGACCCUAGAGCCUACGGUGCUGAGUUAAGUGCCAAGUGCGCGCAGGUGACAUUGCUCGCGGAAGGUGACCAUUGUCCGAUUGAGUUCCGGAGCAACCGACAGACGCAUGAACUUAACGCAUGAAGAAGCUGUCAGUCUGCUGUUACUUGCUUCUAUAUAGCAGCUAAUGGCAUGGACACGCGACGAGUUUACUGCUCAUAGCCCUUGCAGGCAAAAAUGCUCCCAUGGGCCCAACCCAUUGUUUUAAAAAAUAGCCAUGAAUAGCCCUUUCCAGCAACAGUGUGUCGCUCCGCGUCCCAAGCAGCGAGCUCUAGUUCGCAAUUUUGCAAGGUUGCAGGCGAUGCAGCAGUGCAUACAUACAGAUGCAUUAUUGAUGAUAUAACAUAAAUCCAUGGGUAAUGUGUUUGAGGAGCUCAUGACAAACUUGGCUAUGGUGGCACAUAGGAAGCGCCCGCCAGAAACGAUGCAGAAGCUGUGCCUCCGUCGAACACCUCCUCAGCUGGGUGACGACAACUUAGCUAAGUGCUUAUAUUAAUCAAGAUGCACCUAAGGAAAUGGUUACGGCUUCGUUUCUUCGGUCACGGAUUCAGUAACGCCAACGUCGGGACGCGGCGAGGUGGCCCCUACAGCGCCUGAUAUCCGCAUGACCUGGCCAACCAGCCCAUGUAAGGCUCACCCCUU